This is a messenger RNA of Tupaia belangeri chinensis (Chinese tree shrew), 1382 nucleotides long. RefSeq names its product B and T lymphocyte associated (gene BTLA). Bases 253 to 1131 code for a protein of 292 amino acids. The record is from RefSeq and is a predicted model, not a curated record. Gene Ontology annotation, biological process: immune response-regulating cell surface receptor signaling pathway. NCBI's taxonomy places the organism in Eukaryota, Metazoa, Chordata, Mammalia, Scandentia, Tupaiidae. Gene Ontology annotation, cellular component: plasma membrane. The transcript has 5 exons. Gene Ontology annotation, molecular function: signaling receptor activity.
UUGAAAGUGAAGAGCUGAAUUGACAAGAAGCAAAAAACCACAGAACAGAUACUCUGUUAUCUUGUAGUCUUUCUGUUCACUUUGUUUCACAAGCUUGUUCAGGCUCUUCCCACUGUCCUUUUCCACCUCUCUUUUCUUUUCUUUUUAUUUAUUUCACAGAUGGCGCUGGGGUAGGCAACUGAUCCAACACAGAAGAACUCAGAGGAGAAAGGAAAACGUGAGCAGUUGUUCUACCCCCGAAAUGAAGAGUCAAUGAAGACGUCGUCAGCCAUGUGUGGAAUUGGGACCUUGUUUUGGGUCCUUUUCCUAAUGCCUUAUCUGUGCGUCUGGAGUAGCCACGGAGAAGAAUCAUGUAAAGUACAACUUUACCUUAAGAGACAGUCCUUGAAUGCCUCGUUGGGAAAUCCCUUUAGUCUGGAAUGUCCUGUGAACUACUGCACUGACAGACCUAAUGUGACUUGGUGCAAGCUCAAUGGGACACACUGUUUAACUCUUCAGAGACCCGUGAGUUGGAAAGAAGAGAAGAACAGUUCAGCUCUUAUUCUUCAUUUUGAAGCCGUGGUUCCUAGUGACAAUGGGUCAUACCGCUGUUCUGCGAAUGUUCAGCCUGAAAAAAUUGAAAGUCACUGGGUAACCAUUUAUGUGCUAGCAUCGACUGACAUUCCAGAUACAAUCGAUGCCUCAGAACCACCCUCCACGAAAGAAAGGGCAGACAGAACUUGGCUUCUUUAUAGUCUGCCUCUCUUGGGAGGAUUGCCUGUCCUCAUCAUUACCUGCUUCUGCCUGUUCUGCUGUCUGAGGAGUCGCCACGAGAAAAAAAAGAAGCCUUCUGAUACAGGGGGCAGGGAAAUCAAUCUGGUUGAUGUUCCCCAGCUGUUUAACAGCGAGCAGACUACAGUGGGCAUCAGGCAAAAUUCCCACACAGUGCCUCCAGAAACUGGGGUGUACGAUGACCCACGGCUUGGGAAGCAGGAAGGAUCUGAAGUUUAUUCUAACCCACGCCUGGAGGAAAACAAACAGGGGAUUGUUUAUGCUUCACUGAACCAUUCCAUCAUUGGAAUGAACUCAAGACCAGCAAGAAAUGUGAAAGAAGCACCUACAGAAUAUGCAUCCAUAUGUGUGAGAAGUUAAGCCUGGUUCUGACUCCAACCAGUGAUGGACUGAAUGAUCAACAUGCCAGGACCAUUGUCUGGACCCAACAGGAUAUCAAAUAAUCUCUCUCAACUUGGGAAUUUUCACUUUAAGAAAGUUCAUGUCGGGACCAGGAGAUGGUAAAAAUGAUUAUAUUGCUGGACUCCCACAGACUCGGUGGCUUAAAACUCACUCUGGUCAUGUGUGCGUGUGUGCCCAAAAUUCCUAGAGGAGAAUGAAGGAGAAAGGAU